Molecule: messenger RNA, 2239 nt
Organism: Symsagittifera roscoffensis
Lineage: Eukaryota; Metazoa; Xenacoelomorpha; Acoela; Convolutidae
Product: dipeptidyl peptidase 3-like
Exons: 1
Coding region: 38-2128 (696 amino acids)
Biological process (GO): proteolysis
Cellular component (GO): cytoplasm
Molecular function (GO): dipeptidyl-peptidase activity; metalloexopeptidase activity
Source: RefSeq, a predicted model, not a curated record
GAAACGAGUGCAUGCCUGUGUCAUUUUCUAGGUUAGGAUGUCCGGACGGUUCAAGGUGGAGAAAAACACUCCGAUUGUGAAACUCGAUUGUAUCAGUGCGUUUGAAGGGUUGAAUGAAUCUGAAAAAAAGUAUUUGUACUGGUUGUCUAAAGCCUCGAAUGAUGGUGCCCUGAUUUGUGCUUUGCAAACGUCAGUUGAAAGCCCAGAAAUGGUAGUGUUACUGUUCAAGAUAUUGAAAGAUGAGAAGUUUGCCGUAUCUCUGAAAACGAGAUCAAUGACAGACCCGGAUAUCAAUGCUUUCUUGAUAUACUGCGCUGCCGUUCUGUCAAAUAUCGGCAACUACAAAUCGUUUGGGGAUACUAAAAUUGUUCCUGAUAUUAGUAAAGAAUCAUUUGAAAAAAUUAUUCAAUCUAGUGAUUCCUAUGGCGAAGUAGAAUCACUUUGGGUUGUUAUACGUGAUCAAAUUUACGAGCUGACGGAAUCAAAUUCACAUCUUUGUUAUGGAAACUCAACGUACCUUUCACACAACUGCACACAGCAAGACGCUGAAACAGUUCAGAAAUGUCUUGACGAGAACGAUAUAUCUGCUUAUAAUACCAGGCUUCGUAAAGAUCGUGCAAAUAAUUUCGUAGUAAUGGUUGCAUCGAUAGAAAAUGGAUCAGCAGAAACAGUCUCAGUUUCAAAUGAAGUCUCUAUUGUCACUGAAAAAGGUGAUUUUUCUCCUCUACUUCAUCGUGUCAAUAAAAGCUUAGAAAAAGCUAAAAUCUAUACUAAGAAAGAAGUUGAACAGAAAAUGCUGGAAAACUAUAUUUUGAGCUUCCAAACGGGGUCAGUUGAAGAUCAUAAAACUGGUUCCAGGUUUUGGGUGCAAAACAAAGGCCCUGUAGUUGAAUACUACAUCGGCUUCAUUGAAAACUAUCGCGAUCCAUUCGGGAGUCGAGCCGAAUUUGAAGGGUUUGUUGCUGUCGUUAAUAAAGAAAGAAGCAAGAAGUUUGCUGCUUUAGUAGAAAUGGCACCGACGCUGAUUGAAAAACUUCCCUGGACCAAAGAGUUUGAAAAGGACAAGUUCCUGGAACCUGACUUUACAUCCUUAGAUAUCAUAACAUUUGGAAGCAGUGACGUUCCUUCGGGAAUAAAUAUUCCGAACUAUGACGAUAUCCGGGAAAGAGAUGGCUUUAAAAACCUUGAUCUGGGCAAUGUUCAAAAUGCAACUCCAAAAAACGCAAGAAUACCGUUCCUGAAUGAAGAAAACGUCAAGUUCCUGAAACAGUGGAAGGAAAAAGCGUGGGAAUUGCAAACUGCGCUUCAUGAACUUUUGGGUCAUGGAAGUGGUUUGCUUUUCAACAGUGAAAACACGCCAGUUGCUCUGAAUCCCAUAACUGGCGAAGCUGUUAAAUCUUUUUACGAGCGCGGAGAAACGUACGAUAGCAAGUUUGCGUCAAUCAGUUCGGCUUACGAAGAGUGUCGAGCUGAAUGUGUUGGUUUAGUGCUUUGUACAGAAAUCGAUGUUCUGACAUUGUUCAGUUAUGUAGAUUUGAAUGCCCAAAAUGACGUUGUUGUCAUGAAUUACCUACAGUUCGCGUAUGAUGGUCUGCGAUCGCUCGAGUUUUACGAUCCAGCCAAAAAGUCGUGGGGCCAAGCUCAUAUGCAGGCUGCAUUUGUGAUCAUGCAGUUGUUUAUAGAAGCUGACGAUACGGCUGUCACUUUCGAACAAUUCAAGGACGAUAACGGUGAAGUAAACAAUGUCCAUGUUGCCUUUAAUCCUGCCAAAAUUUUCGUCUGCCAAAAUGCUGUACGCAAGUUUUUGCUCAGGUUACAAACUUACAAAUCAACAGGGGAUAUAGAAGAAGCGAGUAGAAUGUUCAACUAUUAUUCGACUCCCUCCGAGUUUCUUCUGUCUCUAAGAGAGGCAGUGUUGGCUAAUAAAGCACCCAGAAAGAUGCUUAUUCUUCCAAAUUUAGCGAUUGAUACAAAUGGCGAUGUUCAGCUCUUGUAUGAUUACGAAGAAACGCCCGAAGGUUUGAUCAAGUCUUUCGUGGACCGUUAUAAGGACGAUCCAGAAAUUAUGGAUGAUUUGCUGGCUCUCGGAGAGAAGAACAAGCUCAUGGCAUCUAGUUUUAUUAGUUAGUUUUACCACCGAUGAUCUGUGUGUACAUGUAAAAAUUGUAGAUUUGUUGUCGUGUAUUUGUCAUCUUUGAUCUCUAUCAGAUAAUAAAAAAAUCAUUCUUGCUUGUCUGAA